Ceraceosorus bombacis is the source of this 1263-nucleotide messenger RNA. The record is from the annotation of a GenBank genome assembly. Lineage: Eukaryota; Fungi; Basidiomycota; Exobasidiomycetes; Ceraceosorales; Ceraceosoraceae.
AUGGCACUCAACUGGACCAUGGUGGAUGAGGAUGGAAGGAGACCUGUGCCACUGCCGCACGAAAAGGUGAAAUGACAAAGCUGCAUCUCGAUGCAAUCAAUGCUGCUGCCUCAGACCAGCGCUUCUGCCGGUUGCCACUGACCAUCCUUGUCCUUCCACGCAGGUGUUCUAUUCCGUCGAGCAUUGUCAGAUCAGGUUGGUAAAAGCGAUCUACGCACCUCAAGCAUCAGUCUUACUGACGUUCAUUGCGAUGCACUUCGCUGGAAUCUGCUUUGUGAAUCAUAUCGAGGCCAGCUUGCAAUCUAGCACGUUUAACAAGAAGCUAGAGUCGAAAGGCACGGCGUUCUGCACGAACCAGCGGGUGAGCGCCGUGCUCUCUGCCUUUGGUUGUCCGCAUUGAGCGAUUAGCUCCGCGUUGGGACAGUCCUAAGACCGUGUUGUCUGACCUGAAUCUCAUCUCGCGGCCAAUCAUUCUUUCUGCCAGGUGCUCUUUCUGGAGCAGCCCUUUGCUGGUCAGCCAUCAGCUUCGCAUCAAGAUACGUCGACCACGCCCACUCAGCUCCACUCCCUCUCUGUGCCGUUGAAUAAUUGGCAAGAUGCUCGCUACAUGAUUCCCAUAUUCGGUCAAGCCUACUACGAAGCCAGGAUCUUGGCCGUGCGUGGAGGAGGCCUGUGGGAUGAAAGCACAAAUGAUAGCUCGGCCAGGAUGUCCCUUGUCAAGAUCUGGUUCAAUGAAGGUGGCGGGUCCUUUUUCAAGGAUGCGGUCGAAGAGGCCAAAAACAGGUUGGAACAAGGUGCUGCAUCUGCUCAUUUCGAAGCUUUGCGUGAGUCCAAAGAAAACAUCGCUCAUGCGCGUUGCUUGUUAUGCUAUGCUGAGCAAACCAUUCCUUCUGUCGAGCGCUAGCUACCUAUUCGCCGCCACCUCCAGGAUCUAGUGUAAACGCAGCAGCUAGCAUUUCAGCCCCAGCCACUUCAGCACAAACAGCGACCCCCUCCACUGCAUUGACCACGCACAUCACGAGCGCAAGCGAGGCUCGGUCGACCGAUUCUAUGCCUGGACAGGCCGAUUUGGCCGCAGCUGCCGCCGCAAGGGAAGCGGAAGAGGAGGAAGAGGUGCAGCGAGAGCGAAGAGCUUCGGUCAUUCAAGCUGCGCCAGGCGCAAACGAGCUAGACCCGAGAGCGCCUCAAGCGAACCCAGAUUCUGGAGAGCACGGCGAUCUCCCUGGCUACGACGAAGCUACCUCGUCGGCUCGCCGAAGGUAA